Messenger RNA from Penicillium cataractarum, 2178 nucleotides. Its product is annotated as alpha-galactosidase. NCBI's taxonomy places the organism in Eukaryota, Fungi, Ascomycota, Eurotiomycetes, Eurotiales, Aspergillaceae. Gene Ontology annotation, biological process: carbohydrate catabolic process. Bases 1 to 2178 code for a protein of 725 amino acids. The record is from RefSeq and is a predicted model, not a curated record. Gene Ontology annotation, molecular function: alpha-galactosidase activity. The transcript is spliced from 3 exons.
AUGACGCGAAAGACCACUUAUAUCAGUGUCGACGGCACAAGUUUCUCCCUACACGGCAAAAAUGUCUCCUAUCGUUUCCAUGUGGACGAAAGCAGUGGAGACCUGCGAUCCGACCAUUUUGGUCGCAGUAUUACGGGCGCCAUUCCAACCGACCCAGCGCCGGCCGUAGACGACGUUUGGACUAAGACGCCGGACCGUGUGCGUCGCGAGUUCCCCGAUCAAGGACGAGGAGACUUUCGGAUUCCUGCGAUUCGACUUAUCCAGUCAGAUGGUUAUGCCGUAUCAGCCUUGCGUUAUCAAUCACAUGUUGUAUUGCAGGGAAAACCGGCCUUGCCUGGUUUACCAGCUACAUUCGGCAACGCAGAAGAUGUCAGCACUCUGGUGGUCCAUCUUUUUGACGAGUACAGCGAGGUUACCGCAGAUCUGAAUUAUUCAAUUAUUCCCAAGUACGACGCCAUCGUGCGAAGUGUCAGUGUCACCAACAAGGGAAAGAGCAAUAUCUCAGUUGAGACACUGGCUAGUUUAAGCGUGGACUUUUCCAGUGAGGAUUUAGAGAUAGUGGGCCUUCGGGGCGACUGGGCGAGGGAAGCACAGCGUCAAAGACGGAAGAUUGAAUAUGGCGUACAAAGCCUCGGAAGUGCAACUGGAUUUUCGUCCCAUAUACACAAUCCUUUCCUCGCCCUAGUGCAUCCCUCUACCACUGAGUCAAAAGGGGAGGCUUGGGGAUUCUCCUUGGUAUACACGGGUUCCUUCGCCGGACAUAUCGAAAGGGGAUCACAGGGGUUAAUACGCACGACGCUAGGGUUUCACCCAGAUCACCUUUCGUGGUCCCUAGCCCCAGGCGAGACAUUGACAUCGCCUGAAUGUGUCUCUAUCUACUCUAGCGACGGGCUAGGAGGCAUGUCUCGUUCGCUCCAUGGCCUAUAUCGUCACCAUCUCAUGAAAAGCAAGUUUGCCACCGAAGGUCGGCCAGUGCUAUUAAACAGCUGGGAAGCGCUAUACUUCAACAUCGAUCAGGACAACAUGCACCGCCUGGCAGAAGAGUCUGCAGCGCUCGGCGUGAAAUUGCUUGUCAUGGAUGAUGGCUGGUUCGGGAAAGAGUACCCGCGUACGUCAGACGCCGCAGGGUUAGGAGAUUGGGAGCCUAAUCCUGCGAGGUUUCCUGAUGGUCUGGGCCCGAUGGUCAGCAAAAUAACGUCCCUGAAUGUCGCCAACUCUUCAGACAAAUUGCGCUUUGGGAUCUGGAUCGAGCCCGAGAUGGUGAACCCACAGUCAACUCUAUACCACAAACAUCCUGAUUGGGUGCUCCACGCAGGCAAAUAUCCACGCACCGAACAACGGAACCAGCUUGUGCUCAAUCUCGCUUUGCCGGAUGUACAAGAGUUUAUUAUAAACUCAAUCACGGAUCUUCUUCACAGUGCAAGAAUUACCUAUGUGAAAUGGGACCAAAAUAGGGCGAUAUCGGAGAUUUCCUCACCGAGCGGUAACCAUGAGUAUAUGUUGGGAUUAUACCGCAUUUUCGAUGUGCUCACAUCACGCUUCCCAGACAUCCUAUGGGAAGGUUGUGCCUCUGGUGGUGGACGAUUCGACCCGGGGGUUUUACAGUUCUUCCCGCAGAUCUGGGCGUCGGACAAUACCGAUCCGAUUGACCGUAUCUUUAUCCAGUUCGGUACCUCGCUUGUAUACCCUGCUAGCUCUAUGGGCGCACACGUUUCUGCGGCGCCAAAUCAUCAAACUGGACGCAUAACUCCUCUUUCCUUCCGGGCCCAUGUCGCUAUGAUGGGUGGUUCAUUUGGGUUUGAACUUGACCCAACUGACCUGUCGGAGGAAGAGAAAAUGGAAAUUCCAAAAUUGAUUGAAUUGGCAGAUAGAAUAAGCCCUACUGUACUGACCGGAGAUUUAUGGCGCUUGAACUUGCCAGAAGAUUCCAAUUGGCCAUCGGCGCUCUUUAUUGCUGCGGAUGGCUCUCAGGCGGUACUGUUCAUUUUCCAGCUUGCUCCGAGGGUCAACUAUAUGAUGCCACGAGUCAAACUGCAGGGUUUAGACCCACAGGCUGAAUAUUGUGUUGACGGACGUGGACCCUUUUCAGGCUCCGUGCUGAUGAAUGUUGGGUUGCACUAUUCUUUUCAAGCAGAAUAUGCGAGCAGGGUGGUCUUUUUGGAGAAACAAAUAUCCUAG